Rotaria socialis is the source of this 1101-nucleotide messenger RNA. NCBI's taxonomy places the organism in Eukaryota, Metazoa, Rotifera, Eurotatoria, Philodinida, Philodinidae. The record is from the annotation of a GenBank genome assembly.
AUGAUAAUUAUUCCUCAUUCCAAUAUAUAUUUCUAUUGCUCCAUUAUAAUUAUAAGUCAAAAAUAUUCUAGAAUAAGUAUUUCUGCUAAUGCCACGUGGGCACAGAACGGAGUGACUAUUGCUGGAAGCAACGUGGAUGGGGGUGCCACUAAUCAACUCAAGCAGCCUCUUGGUCUCUUUGUUGAUGAUGAUCAAACAGUGGUUAUUGCUGACUACUGGAAUCAUCGUAUCAUGCAAUGGAAGAACGGUGAUACAACGAAUGGACAAGUUGUUGCUGGUGGUAAAGGCAAAGGAAAUGGAUUACAUCAAUUGAAUUUUCCAGCUGAUGUAUUAAUUGACAAAGAGACGGAUAGCCUCAUUAUUUGUGAUCGAUGGAAUCGAAGAGUUGUACGAUGGUCUCGUCGUAGUGGUACAACACAAGGUGAAAUACUCAUNACUGAUGUAUUAAUUGACAAAGAGACGGAUAGUCUCAUUAUUUGUGAUCAAGGGAAUCGAAGAGUUGUACGAUGGUCUCGUCGUAGUGGUACAACACAAGGUGAAAUACUCAUCGACAACAUCGAUUGUUAUGGAGUCGCUAUGGAUGAACAGAGAUAUCUUUACGUUUCUGACGAAGAAAAACAUGAAGGAAGACGAUAUCAAUUGGGUGAGAAGAAUGGCACUCUCGUAGCUGGUGGUAACGGCAAAGGUGUUGGACUCAAUCAACUCAACGAGCCGAGAUAUCUCGUUGUCGAUCGACAACAGAAUGUCUACGUAUCAGACAACAGGAAUCAUCGUGUAGUGAAAUGGAAUAAAGGUGCAAAAGAAGGUAUUGUUGCCGCUGGAGGACAAGGCGCAGGAAGUGCUCUGACGCAAUUGUAUUUGCCUAAUGAAAUUUUCGUUGAUACGUUGGGUACACUCUAUGUAGCAGACGAGAGGAAUCAUCGUGUCAUGCGUUGGACUCAAGGAGACAAGAAACAAGGCACUGUAAUUGUGGGCGGUAAUGGUCGUGGAGAAGGACCAAAUCAGUUCAACGGCCCCUGUGGUUUGUCUUUCGAUCAACAUGGUAAUCUCUAUGUCGCCGAUAUGGGUAAUCAUCGUGUUCAACGAUUUUCUAUCGAAUAA